AUGCUGUCUUACAGCGUGCUGGACGCCAACGUGGUGGACGUGGAGAAGAGAAGGAACCCCUCGAAGCACUACGUCUAUAUCAUCAAUGUAACAUGGUCAGACCUGACCUCCCAGAUCAUCUACCGGAGAUACAGCAAGUUCUUUGACCUGCAAAUGCAGCUUCUGGACAAGUUCCCUAUUGAAGGAGGCCAGAAAGACCCCAAGCAAAGAAUCAUCCCUUUUCUACCAGGUAAGAUCCUGUUCCGGAGGAGCCACGUCCGAGAUGUAGCUGUGAAAAGGCUGAAGCCCAUUGACGAGUACUGCAGGGCACUGGUUCGACUUCCCCCUCACAUUUCACAGUGCGAUGAAGUCUUCAGGUUCUUUGAGGCUCGCCCAGAAGACCUCAACCCUCCAAAAGAGGACUAUGGAUCUUCAAAGAGAAAAUCAGUUUGGAUGUCCAGUUUGUCUGAGACUCCAAAAAAGGGUGUCGCUCCAGGUGCUGAUGCUAGCUCUGAACCCAUGAUCCUGGAGCAAUAUGUGGUGGUGUCCAACUAUGAGAAGCAGGAGAACUCUGAGAUCAGCCUCCAGGCUGGAGAAGUUGUGGAUGUCAUAGAGAAAAAUGAAAGCGGGUGGUGGUUUGUGAGCACUGCAGAAGAGCAGGGCUGGGUCCCUGCUACAUACUUGGAAUCCCAAAAUGGAACCAGGGAUGACUCCGACAUCAACACAUCCAAAACUGGGGAAGUUUCUAAGCGACGCAAGGCUCACCUGAGGCGCCUGGACCGGCGAUGGACGCUGGGCGGGAUAGUCAACAGGCAGCAGAGUCGAGAAGAGAAAUAUGUCACUAUCCAGCCGUACGCCAGCCAGGGGAAGGAUGAGAUUGGGUUCGAAAAAGGGGUCACCGUGGAGGUCAUCCAAAAGAACCUGGAAGGAUGGUGGUACAUCAGGUAUCUUGGCAAAGAGGGCUGGGCCCCAGCUUCAUAUCUGAAGAAGGCUAAAGAUGAUCUUCCAUCUAGGAAAAAGAACUUAACUGGGCCAGUGGAAAUCAUAGGAAACAUCAUGGAGAUCAGCAACCUGCUGAACAAGAAAUCCACCGACAAGGAAACUCAAGCAGAAAAUGAGACCUCAGAAACACACAUCACCAAGAAGGAAAUCAGUUUGCCCAUUCUUUGCAAUGACUCUAAUGGUAAUGCCAUGAUGACACCAGACAAGCAGGCUUCCAAACUGGCCCAGGGAUCUCCAGCCAUAGCAAGGAUAGCACCACAAAGAGCUCAAAUAAGUUCUCCGAAUUUAAGAACAAGGCCGCCCCCACGAAGAGAGUCCAGUCUGGGUUUUCAGUUGCCCAAACCACCAGAGCCACCCUCUGUGGAAGUGGAAUACUACACCAUUGCAGAGUUCCAGUCGUGUAUCUCUGAUGGGAUAAGCUUUCGCGGUGGACAAAAAGCAGAGGUUAUAGAAAAGAAUUCUGGUGGCUGGUGGUAUGUGCAGAUCGGAGAGAAGGAAGGAUGGGCUCCAGCAUCUUAUAUUGACAAGAGGAAGAAGCCAAAUUUAAAUAGAAGAACUAGUACUUUAACCCGCCCAAAAGUUCCUCCCCCAGCACCACCCAGUAAACCUAAAGACUCUGAAGAAGGAACGCCUGGAGUGGUUUCUUCAGGGGAUACCCAGGACUCUCCCCACAAGCUCAAAUAUGAAGAACCUGAGUAUGAUGUUCCUGCCUUUGGCUUUGAUUCAGAGUGUGAAGUAAAUGAAAGUCAUCGUGAAGAGGGCACUCCUGAAAAACGACUAUUUCAGCCCCUCAAACCCUCUCCUGUGUCAUCACUUCAGAAAGCAAAGUUCAAAGUAGGAGAGUCUUCAGAGGAUGUUGCUAAUGAAGAAGAGACCAUCUACGAGAAUGAGGGAUUCAGGCGUUAUGUGGAAGAUGCUUUGUCCAAUAAGGAAUCUAGUGGAGACUCUGAUUCUCAGAAAAGCUCCUCUCUCUCCUUGAUUCGAAGGAACUCUCCAUGUUCCAUCUCUCCUAAAUCAUCGUUUGUGAAGCCCAAGAUGGAAAAAGACAUUCAGCCCGAUCUUGGAAAAUGUCACUAUUCCAGGAGUGAGGAGACAAAACCAAGAUCAGCUUCAGAUGUUGGCUUACGUAGCAUGCCAAGAACAGGCAUGAAGAAAGAGCCUGGGCAGAGUCCUUCCAUUAGAGCAAAACCAAUUGUUAGGCCCAAACCAUUCCUGAACAAGGCAGAUUCUCAGAGUCAAGAAAAGAUGGAUAUCAGCACUUUAAGGCGUCAGCUGAGGCCAACUGGGCAACUCAGAGGUGGACUUAAAGGUUCAAGAAGUGAAGAGUCUGAAAGUCCACCACACACAGCUUCUGAAAACCACGAUGAUCACGUUAGGAGGGGCUCAGCUGACCUCAUUACAGCUCCUUCCCGUGGCAUUUUCUGCUCUAGCCAUCCCACCAAAACUGAGCAAGAAAAUGAUUCCAGGUGUUUCUAUGUGACCACUGACUCAUACCAGAAAGUACAGGAUUCUGAAAUUUGCUUCCCAGCAGGUGUAGAAGUGGAAGUGCUUGAAAAGCAAGCCAGUGGGUGGUGGUACCUGAAAUAUGGAGAUAUGGAAGGCUGGGCUCCUUCCCAUUACUUGGCUCUCCCUGAUAACCAGCAAGAAACCAUGUCAACAGAGACCGACACCUCAUUUGCCAGAAACAGGAAAAAUGAAAACAAAUCAAACAGCUUAGAGAAGAUAGAGAAGAGGGUUCAGGCUUUGAACACCAUCAACCAGAGCAAACGUGCAACACCACCCAUCCCAAGCAAACCUCCAGGUGGAUUUUCAAAAACAUCAGGACCCGUAAAAAUGAGGAAUGGUGUGAGGCAGCUUGCUGUCCGGCCUCAGUCGGUGUUUGUGUCUCCCCCACCUAAGGAUAACAACUUGUCAUGCUCCUUGCGCAGAAAUGAGUCUUUAACAGCCACAGACCAUCUUAGAAAUGUUCGUCGGAAUUCUUCCUUCAGUAAUGCGCGGCCGCAGCCUGGUGAUGCGAAGGGAAAGCAGUCUGAGAGGUCAGGCUCUGAGGGUUCAGAGACCACCUCCAACCUCCCAACCCAGAGGAACGGGAUCCCUGUGUCCACUGUCAGGCCAAAGCCCAUUGAAAAAUCCCAGUUCAUCCACAACAACCUCAAGGACAUCUAUGUUUCGAUUGCAGACUAUGAAGGGGAUGAGGAGACUGCAGGGUUUCAAGAAGGUGUCUGCAUGGAGGUCCUUGAAAGGAACCCAAAUGGCUGGUGGUACUGCCAGAUCAUGAAUGGUGUGAAGCCAUUCAAGGGCUGGGUGCCCUCAAAUUAUUUGGAGAAAAAGAACUAAUAUUACAAUAUCUUUAACCUCCCUAAUUUAUACUGUUCCUGCUGUGUACACGUGGAAAAAACAAUUGCUAUACAAAAAGACCUUUCCCAUGUGUCCCAGUUUGUACAAAGGGACAAAGGAGUCUAUGCUGAGGACAAAUCUGCCAUGUUCUGGAGAGGUUUGUGGGGUUAACAUGUUGUAAGCAGCUAUGAGGAAGAUGCAGCAGUCAACUGCCUUUUUGUGAAGUUGUUAAUAAUAUUGUAUGUGUAACAGGGUAUGACAUCCCAUCUUUCCCGUUAUUGAUAGGAAACCAAACGUGUGCCUUUCGUGAGAGAAAUACACAUGCAUCUCAACUUGGGGAGUUCUGUGCCAAACUCUUACAAUCUUGGCUCCCUUUUCUCCUCAUUCUUGUCCAUACGUGGAAUACCCAAGAGUUUUGGAUGUGUUUCUACAACUUGCAGUGAGAAGCAAAUGGAAUCUUCUGAAACACAGAGGGACUCUAAUCCUUUGGAGAAGCUUUUUUUUUUUUUAUUAUUCUCAACAGUUGGUUGGUCCAGAGUUGGAGCCUUUUCAUCGUGGAGAGAUUUGGUCUCUGACUUCAGCUGUGUUUUGUUGUUACUGCUAACUCACCCGAAAUGGCAAUCAGGUGGUGCUGGUUGGGGGGGGCUCCUUGUUUCCUUUCUUUCUGUCUUGUUCUUUGAGUUGAUUUCAGGUGUUCUAGGGCAGCAAUGCCUACUGGUGCUUGUAAAGACAAACUUACAAACCCUAUGCUUAAGCACGUUUAUUACUUUGUAGGCUCCCUAUUUAGUUCUGUGCCUGACUUCUGCCAGGAGAUCCUGGUUGAGUAUCUUUACAGAGAGAGUUUCUCAAAACUUAUCAUAAUAUCAAAAUAUACAAAAGUCCCUUAAGACACUGAAGACAUGGCUGUCAAAUGCGUUGCUUCUGCUUUUUUUUUUUUUGCAAUCUGGUCCAAAUCCAAGCAUACUGACUGCUAGCAGGGCCCACAAAGGUAUUAGAAAUAGCUCUAACCUUCUGCAACAUCAGUGUUUACAAUGAGGGGGAAAAAAGCCAUCAAACUCGGUCUGCACAUCCUUAAUUUGUAUAUUUUUGGGGAAUGGUUUUUCCGUGUUUUGUUUCUUUUCUGUGCAUUCUGGGUUAACAUUCUUUUUUUCUUUUUUUUGAUCUUGGUUUACCAGAAGAGACUUAAAACUGAAGUAGGAGCCAAAUAUGUGUUUCUGUUCCCACUUGAAUCCAAGAAGUACACUUGUACUGGAAAGUGUGCCGGGGCUUUUCAGGCACAGAGAUUUAAUAUCAAAGCAAUUAAGUCUAAAACACAUUAACCAGGAAGCUGCCUCUUUUAGUUCCAUUUCUGUUUGCUUUUUUUUUUUUUUUUUAACUCCUGCUUUGAAACGCGGCAUCUGGUGGAGAUAGUGUGGUGGGAAAUAGGAGAGGCAUCCAUUGGAGAAGGCUUGGAAUAUGGAGUUAUUCUUGAGGUAGCCAACUCUUGUACUGUAAACAUUGUUGGCCAAAUCCCUACUGUACUUGAGAAAGUCUUGCUUUUUUUUAUUUUUAAAAUGGUUCUGUUAAUCACUCAAAAUCAAAAUCUAAUACUUUUAAAUAAUAGGCAGUAUUGUAUGUCUGUUUUAAGGGGAAGAGGCAUACUAUUUCACUACUGGUUUACACAAAAAGAUACAUGCCCUUUUUUUCCACCAGAGCUUCAUACCAAUUUGGCUUGGAAGGUAAAGAUUACAAAGACUUUAAAAUAGCUGGGAUCAAGGGUCUGAGUAAAAUAGCACAACAAUAUUGUGUGUUACCGGGGAUGUUUCUCUGCCAAAAAAAAAUUAUACAAUUUAUACGUUGUUCUUGUCUUUAUUCUUAAUUUUUUUGGGGGGGGGGCUUGGGGUUUUUAAUUGCUAUGGUAAUACUGAGAGAGUUGCCUACAGCUAAUCUGUCUGAUGUCCUUUAGGUGGCUGAAACAACAUCGAAGUGCCACAACUGGCUACAGACAGUGCUGUGGUCCGAGCAGCUCUCAGAAUCCAGACAGGGAGGGGAGGGUGUUUGGGAUCCCUUUAAAUUGUGGUGGCAGGAGAAGGAGGUGUAUCUGCACAACAGCUCGUAUCAGUGUGCAGGGUCCUCUUUGUACCUUACAUCUUACUAUAUAAUAUAUAUGUAUGUAUCCAGUUGGCUCCAUCUUACUGGAUGUCUAUCUGAGGCAUUGUGGCCCUGUCUCAUACUUCUCCCCAUUUUUAGUUGUACUAAUAUGGUUGCAGCCAUAAAAGACUGCUGGAGCUGUUGUGAGAUUAUAAUAGAAGUAUUAUAUUCUUCUGCUGGACAGUAUUAAAUAGAGCAAUACAUAGAGUUAUCUGCUAGACUGCAGUACUAAUAGUAGUGACUUAGUGACUUGUAUUAAUGUUAUGAUUUAUUUUAACAAUAAUGAUGCGGAAGUGGUUCAUUAUUUUGAAUUAAUGCACUUUAACAAUACAAGAAACCAAAAUGGAAGCCAAUGCAGAGAACUAAGUGCAUUAUUUAAAGGUGCAGUAUAUAAUUAUCAUUUUCUUGAAGCACAUAUUUAUUAAGAAUUAACUUAUUAUUUAAAAUAUUCUAAAGUUGUUUAGAGACAUUCCCACCAAGUCGUCUCUUUGGGGGGAUGUAGAAGCACAGCUCCCAGAUCUUCUGCAUUGAGCCACUGAAUUCUCUGAGUAUGGUGCAGAGUGAUGUGAGCCCCCCACCCAGGGAGAGGAGAGCAGUGCACAGUUCAGAUGGGAGAGCCCAACUGCAAUGAACAGUUGCACUUGCAUCCAGCAAAGCUGAGCCCAGAGCAUCUCUGAGCUGCAGGAGUCCUUGUACAGUCUGAGAAGGAAAAGCUGCUUUUUGUGGCCAUUUGUGAUGCUAGGUGCCACAUGCCUUGCACGAUGCUGGCUGGCACAGAUGGAUGGUGCCUGUGUUAUCACCAGGCUUUUCUCGAGCAUCAGCCCAAUGCACACACUGGCCCAAUUCCUCCUUCAUCCCAUCUUGAAAGCUUUGUGGGGGCUGAGGAAAGCCAGAGCCAAUAGAUGAGGCUGCAAAGCCAGUGCUGUUGUCGCUGUCCCUGCCCUUCUUUCCCACCUGCACCCACAGAAAAGAUGGGUGCAAAUUAGCUGCUUGUUAGCAAUGAGUGAGGGCUGCUGCCUGGCACACUGGGCUUCACACCCAGAAGGAAGGCUCUGGUUUGGGCUUCCCUUUGAUGCUUGUACUUUAAAAGGGCACUGCCAAAGCAAAUACCAUACCCCAACAGCCCCCAAAACUACAGUUGUUGUUUUUUCUUUGUCCUCUCCUCUUGCUGUCAUCACAGGUGAUUUAUUUUUGUUAUUGUUUUAUUCUUUCAACUGAAAGAUAUCAGGUCAAUUUUUUUGUUUUUUUUUUUUUCCAUUGGCAAGCAGCUAGUUCCCCAAAAUUGCAAGCCAUUUUCCUUGUUAGCUGUGAAACAGAGGGAAAGGCCCUAAAGUCCAUCAGAGAAGCUGACAGCAGGGCAGAGCUGGAAGUGGGGCUCAAAGGACAGUGCAGUGCUGGAAGCGUUUUAGCUCUUCUCUGAAAUGUUCAUGUCGCCUUAAGCUUUAUUGACUAAAUCUGUCAGAACUGACACUGGAUCAAGAGCAAUAUUUAAACAUAGCAUACACCUCAGUGGGCACUCAAUGCAGAAAUCAGUAGUACUGUUUAAAUCUCCCUCUUUCUGUCUGUUCUUGAACCAGAUGGAAGAGGAAGAGCUCUGCGGGGCCCCGGCCAUGCCAACUGCAGCAGAAGGGAGCCCUUGUCCAGGGGAGAGGCGGCUGCUGUCACCACUGCCCCCCCCCGUCCCAAAAGCCUUGAAUU
Messenger RNA from Numida meleagris (helmeted guineafowl), 7146 nucleotides. RefSeq names its product SH3 and PX domains 2A (gene SH3PXD2A). Gene Ontology annotation, molecular function: protein binding; superoxide-generating NADPH oxidase activator activity; phosphatidylinositol binding. The record is from RefSeq and is a predicted model, not a curated record. Gene Ontology annotation, biological process: superoxide anion generation. Bases 1 to 3318 code for a protein of 1105 amino acids. NCBI's taxonomy places the organism in Eukaryota, Metazoa, Chordata, Aves, Galliformes, Numididae. The transcript is spliced from 15 exons.